CCGCCAGCCCUCACUUAACCGGUCGACCUUUCAGAGUCUUCAGCCUCGACACAGGGAGGCUAAACCCCGAGACCUACAAAUACUUCAACGAAGUGGAAAAACACUAUGACAUCCACAUCGAGUACAUGUUUCCAGAUGCCGGCGAAGUCCAAUCCCUCGUAAGAAGCAAAGGCCUUUUUUCCUUCUACGAGGACGGCCACAAAGAAUGCUGCCGAGUUCGCAAAGUCCGUCCUCUUCGAAGAGCUCUCAAAGGCCUCAGAGCUUGGAUCACCGGUCAGCGCAAAGAUCAGUCUCCUGGAACCCAUGCCCAAAUUCCCGUAGUCCAAGUCGACCCUUCGUUUGAAGGGCUUGACGGUGGGAUUAAAUGGAACCCGGUUGCAAAUGUCAAUGGAAAAGAUAUUUGGAGUUUUUUGAGGACGAUGGAGGUUCCGGUGAACUCGUUGCACUCUCAGGGGUAUGUGUCGAUUGGAUGCGAGCCGUGCACGAGGCCUGUGCCCCCAGGGCAGCACGAGAGAGAAGGGAGAUGGUGGUGGGAGGAUGCAAAAGCCAAAGAGUGCGGCCUUAACAAAGUUGGGAGUUUUCCGACGAUACUGUUGUUUACUAAGAAUGGCUCGAGACCGGUAAAGUAUCCAUCAGAGAAGAGGGAUGUUGACUCUCUCCUUGCAUUCAUCAAUGCACUUAGAUGA
Messenger RNA from Asparagus officinalis (garden asparagus), 686 nucleotides. RefSeq names its product probable 5'-adenylylsulfate reductase 1, chloroplastic. Lineage: Eukaryota; Viridiplantae; Streptophyta; Magnoliopsida; Asparagales; Asparagaceae. The record is from RefSeq and is a predicted model, not a curated record. Gene Ontology annotation, molecular function: phosphoadenylyl-sulfate reductase (thioredoxin) activity. The annotation marks the transcript as partial. The transcript has a single exon.